AAAAUAACAAAUUAUAGUGUUUAGGAAUUAAUUACCAUGGCAAUGUUGUUAAACACGCUAUUAUGUUUAUCAAUUUUUGCACAGCAUUAUUAUUAUAAAUUACCUAAUAAUAUAUUCGACGGUCAACCAAUAAUACCGAUUACGAAAAUAUCACAAUGCAUUAUCGGUUGACCGUCCUGUGGAUAUUCAUAAUAUGGGUAUUUGUAGGUAUAACGGAAUCACGACCACAAAAUGAACCACAUUUGGAUCGGGGAUCGUGGAAACCGUUUAUACCUUCAAUCCCAGAACGAAUACAUCCACAGCCAUCAGUUGAUCAACAUAAUAGCAGAGUUCGAAUUGAAAAUGAACAAGAAAAAAACGAAAUAUCACAUCGACAAGCACGAAUAGAUAAACCAACAAUCGAACACACAACCAUUCGUCAAAAUAAGGCUGCAAGUCCAGCCAUCAGAGAUUCCAUAAAAGCCGUAACGAAUCAAUUACUAGAUCCAAGCAAUGUGACAUUAGAUACAAGAACACCACCAAAAAUUAAAGCACAUCAUAAACCAAGUGUUGAAAAAAUUAAACCAGUAGAUGUUGUUGAAAACUCACAUGCUGGAAUUGCUGUGCCAGUUAACGAGGAUGAAAUUAAAGAAUUGGAGGAACAAACUAAGAAAAUAGCAAUACUACGUAACCAGAAUAAAAUCCAAUCGACAACUGAUAGUGGUUUAUCAACAUGGAUUUUACUUAGCGGUCAACCAUCGACUACUAUGAAAAGUGUUACGAAAUCGGAGCCGAACAAAGAAAUUAAAACGGACAAGUAUCGUAUUAAUAAUAAAAUGCGUACUACAACAAGAAAACCAAUAGCAACGACCACGGAAUCAUCUGUUGAAGUUACAGAAGUUAUUUCUAUCGCUAAUAAUACAAAAAUUGUGAACAAGGUUAAAGCCUCAAUACUUGCAAAUAGUAUGAAAGAAAAACAUACAGCUACGGGAACUACGACCGUUAAACCACAAACAACGACAACGUUGAAAAAUAUCAAAGCUAGUUCAAAGAAAAACUCUACAAACGUAAGUGAUACCAGUAAUGAGGAAUCAAAAAUUGAAGAAAAUAAGAUAAAUUCAUCGGUUUUACCAAUUGAGGCAAAAGAUGGUGAUUUAGAUUUAACAACUGAACCGACAAAUAAAAAAUCAGGAUCUACGAAAAAACCUCCACGAUCAACGACCACAACAUCGAAACGUAAGAAGAAUAAGAACAGACGAAAACGUCCAAGUAGUAAUAAAACAGUAAAUGGUACAAAAACGGCUAUUAAACCGCAAACUAAAGAAAAACCAAUAUCAACACAAGUUUAUAACUAUUUAUCACGUGAAGUUUUACCAACUGUUGGAGUUGGUUUAGUCGGUUUAAUGGUUACGGCAGGUUUAGCCAGUUAUUUCUUAUAUCCAUUUGGUGUAGCGGCACGUAGAGCAUAUAACAUCGCUGAUAGGAAAGAUGAUAAAUAUUAUUAUAAUAAUGGAGAUUAUGGGUAUGGAGGACAGCCUGAAGAAGAUGUUAUAAAUAAGGUGGUUGCUGGUAUGCCAGCUUCUAGUUCUGGUCUAGAAGAAUAUAUUUAUGCAAAACCAACAAACGAAAAUCGUUAUAAAUCACCAUAUCAAGAAACACCAGAAACACAACAAAAUGUACGAUAUCGUCAGUCGAACAGUCCAAGUUAUCCAACCUAUUCAGCUAGUUAUUCCCAAGAUAAAGUAUCAUACAAUCAAAUAAACAAAUAUGGUGGACAAAACGAGAAUACGUUUAAUUAUAACACAGAUUAUUCUACACCAAAAUAUGGAGCCGAUAUCAUUGCUGAGCAUCAAAAAGAAUCAGGUUAUACAGUUUCGGGAAUUCCAGCAGGUAGUGAUAUGAAUGCACAAAAGUUUGUUGUUGGAAACAUUCCAAAAGAUAUAAUUGUUACGCCAGCUGCAGUACCAGAACAUGGUCCACGUAGUUUAAAACUUAGACGUCGUCGGCGAAGGAAUACUUUGGAAAAACAUUCGAAAAGUAUUGAAAAUAAUGAAAUUUUAGAUGAUAUACCAUCAAAUAAUGUACAUUUAAGUGGUGGUUUUCUUUCGAAUAAUUUUAAUUUACCAUCAGAAAUUCAAAAUAACACUUUCGAUCCAACAGCCAAUAAAGAUACAGAACCAAAGAAUAAUGUAACGAAAUUAUCACUUGUACCACAAAAACCAUCGUUAUCACAAAUAUCAGAAGUACCAUCACAAAUCGCACAGGUACCAUCACAAAUCGCUGAUUUACCAUCGAAUUUGCCCAUUGAUUCAGGAUUAUCAAUAUUUUCAUUUUUCAAAAGUUUACUUGAAUUUAAAAUGCGUUUAGGUCUAUCAAUAAUGCAACACAUGACUGAAGCACUUGGACGAUAUAUUCAUUCAACUUUACCUCCAAAAAAACCACAAUAUGAUGAUGUUGAUAAUGAUCGAACGCCGGCAGAAAAUUUAACACAACAUCAGAAUAAUAAAAAUGGAACUGUUAUUAAAAGGGAGGGACAUUUUUACAACUAGUUUUACAAGUUUUAUAACCUGUAAUUAGUAAAACCUGCGUAAUGAAAUUUUAUUCAAAAUUAUUUAAGAAAAAAAUUCACAAACAAAAAUUAGAUUGCAAAACAGUGGAUUUUUUUUAAUGGAAA
Chrysoperla carnea is the source of this 2653-nucleotide messenger RNA. RefSeq lists its product as uncharacterized. The coding region runs from base 156 to 2528 and encodes 790 amino acids. The transcript is spliced from 3 exons. The record is from RefSeq and is a predicted model, not a curated record. Lineage: Eukaryota; Metazoa; Arthropoda; Insecta; Neuroptera; Chrysopidae.